This is a messenger RNA of Penicillium lagena, 903 nucleotides long. RefSeq lists its product as uncharacterized. Lineage: Eukaryota; Fungi; Ascomycota; Eurotiomycetes; Eurotiales; Aspergillaceae. The transcript is spliced from 2 exons. The record is from RefSeq and is a predicted model, not a curated record. Bases 1 to 903 code for a protein of 300 amino acids.
AUGACGAACCCAUAUGAAGCGGACCCAAAAGAAAUCCCUGCAACCGACCUGUACGCAGACGUGCCCUUUAUGCAUGUCAACUCCCAGACUACAGACUCCUUGAAAUACUGGGCCUCAGUUCUUAGCCUCUGCACUAGAUACAACCGAAUUUACCCUGCUGACGACGGUGGUCGCGAUGUUUUUGCUCUUGGCAGCGUGAUUGUGACGUCUAGUCAUCUCCAUGCACGCGAGGGCGCUCAAUAUACCGAGAUUGACUUCUCAUACGCCGAUGCAAAUGAGGUUCGGGCAAUUGCUCUGGCAAAGACCGUUCUAAAGGAUGUCAAAGUUCCAGAAAUAUACUUUGCUGGCAAGGUACUUACUCUUGCUAUCCGUUAUCGGCCUCAACGACUCACAUCUCCUCAGGUCAUUGGUAGCCAAGUGCUCGUCCAAGAAAGGCUUCCAGGUGUUGGAUUGUCUGUCGCAUGGCCGUAUCUCCCCAGUGACCAGAAGAGGUCCUACAAAGAACAGGCCAGGAAGAUACUCCAGCAGCUUCACAGUAUCAAGCCCACAGCGAAGCUUCAAGCUCGCUCUUACGUGGUGCCAGACCCCAACAUACUCAGUAACGGUCGUAUCCACCUGUUAGAAGGGGACAUCCUCUUUUCGGGCGACAAUCGUGAUUUGGACAUGAGCUUCACGCAUAACGAUUUUACUGUGUCUAACUGUAUUGUUGACAAUGGCAAAAUCUCGGGGCUUAUUGACUGGGAAAUGGCAGGCUUUUUUGGCUGGAAGACAGCUGGAGGAGUCCACCAUCGGAUCAGAACACCACAACGAGAACAUUUCGUGAAUGCCAAUUUGAGUAAGGAACAGCUCCAGGAUAUGAUGUUCUGGAAUGACCUCUAUGAGGAGGGUAUGCCGGAGAAUUGA